UGACAAAUAAAUCGAGGAGACUUGACUCUUGAGUAAUGAGUACCCGUAUUAUUUAUUAUACUGCUCUUUGGUCAUUAAUGUAAUAUAGAGACGUACAUUGUAAAAUUAUCAUUCACAUACUAGAAUAUUGUGCUAAAUAGCUCUUUUAAAUAGAAGUACAUAUCGAACAUUUUUUGUUUGUUUAUAUUCACAGUAAAAAAGUGACACGGAAAAUUUUGAUAUUCAAUCAUGGGAAAGGGAUUUAAUAAUUAUAUGUGUAAAAAAUUCUUCCAUCCUGCUUCUCGAGAUAAUUUAAAAAGAGUAUGGAUGGCAGAACAAAAAACAGAAGCAUACAAAAAGAAACAAGAGGAAUUACGCGUUCAGUAUGAAAAAGAACAAGAAUUACAUGAAAACAAAGCUUUACUCAGCAAGGAUAGCAAAGACAAAUUAAGCCUGAAUUUUAUGUAUGAACCACCACCAGGUGUUAAAAAAGAACGGGAGCGUGAAGACAAUGAGCCAGAAUAUAAAUUUGAAUGGCAAAGAAAAUACAAUGCUCCAAGAGAAAGCUACUGUAAAGGUGACAAUGAAAUCAGAGAUCAACCAUUCGGAAUUCUGGUCAGAAAUGUGCGUUGCAUUAAAUGUCACAAGUGGGGCCAUAUUAAUACAGACAAGGAGUGUACUAUGUACUCUUUAUCUAUGAGUGAAGCUCGUGCAUUGCAAGCUUCAGCAUCAACACCUCAAGAAGAGGAAGAAAAGCCUGAUGUUCCUACAUUGAUGCAACAAAUGCGUGAUAAUGGAUUAGUUAUGAAGCCAGGGGCCAUGCCUCUCGCUGCCACUAAAAUUGUUGAGAAUGAUUCAUCAUCUCUUACUGAAACAGAUCUCAUUAGUCAGCUGACUAAAAAGCAAAAGAAAAAAUUAUUGAAGAAAUUGGAGAAACUGGAAAAGAAGAAAGAAAAGUCUAAGAAGCACAAAUCUAAACAUUAAACUUGUAAAAAAUGUUGCAAUGUUUUUGAAUUAAUAUAAUAAAGAUUUGACUUUAAUUAAAAAUUAAUAAUGUGUCUUAA
Zerene cesonia (dogface butterfly) is the source of this 1043-nucleotide messenger RNA. Its product is annotated as corepressor interacting with RBPJ 1. The coding region runs from base 229 to 963 and encodes 244 amino acids. Gene Ontology annotation, biological process: negative regulation of DNA-templated transcription. Gene Ontology annotation, molecular function: transcription corepressor activity. Lineage: Eukaryota; Metazoa; Arthropoda; Insecta; Lepidoptera; Pieridae. The transcript is spliced from 5 exons. Gene Ontology annotation, cellular component: nucleus. The record is from RefSeq and is a predicted model, not a curated record.